AUGAAUUUACCGAAGCCCUUAAUGCGUCCUCCAUUAAAGGCGGUGCGACCGCAAAUGGUCGCCAUUUUGUUUUUAUUUGUCACGUGGUCAACUUAUUGUACAGGAUGUGAUCUGGACACGGCUGUUUAUAAAGUUACAGUGAAAUUUUUAUGGAGUGAGACAAACUUUCCUAAAGAUUAUCCUUUGAAUCAACCUAAAGCACAGUGGUCUCCUUUAUUUGGGCAAUCUCACAACUCUUCGUAUCAUCUUUAUCAUGUGGGUGAUGUCGCGAGUGAGGCGAUGCGCAAUUUCGCUCUUUUCGGUAAACCCGAGGAAUUGCUGAAUCAAGGUGAUGGUGAUGAAAGGGUCUACGAUCAGUUUCUUGCACCAGCUGUUGGUGAUGGCACGGGUGAAACUGGAAAUAUAGUGUUUUUGGAAGGAAAGUACAGCUUGAUAUCAGUGGCGUGUCGACUAAUACCGUCUCCAGAUUGGUUCAUUGGUGUUGACAGCUUGGAACUCUGCGUGGAUUCUUCUUGGGUGGAUCAAAUCACACUUGAUCUCGAGCCUCUAGAUGUCGGAGCGGCCAGCGGUUUAUCUUUCACGGCACCUCACUGGGAAUCUUUUGAACCUGUCAGCAAACAUAGACCACAACAACCUAAUCACCCAUCUGCUGCUUUCUACUAUCCAGAUCUACGUGAACUUCCACCUAUAGCAAAGAUUGAGUUUUUGAAGAUAAAGGAGUAUUCAAUAAGAGAACAAAACGACAUGAUCCGUGAAGAAUUAUUAAAUAAUAUAAAGAUGAAAGAAAAGUCUAUGAACUCACCCAGAAGAAAAGUAAAUUUAGUAGAAAAUUAUGUUAGAGAUUAUACAACAAGAAACUAUGCAGAUUUAAAAGAUUUGGAAGAAGAUGAAGUUGCACAUCCAGUCUCGAAACAGGAUGAUAACAAUGUGAUUGUUGUAACAAAAUCUCCUUUUAUAGAAAAUUCAAAGGAUUAUGGUGAUUUAAGCAGCAAUGAUGACUUGGUGCUAGCUGUAGCAAAUGGCAGACGACUUGGAUUGGGGCGGCAUCUUCCUCGACAUUUCAGAUCUCGUCUUCACCAUGCAGUUAAUAAGUUACAGCCUCAAGAUUGCCUCGUCUCUGAUUGGGGGAGCUGGUCAUCAUGUUCAGUAACUUGCGGUGUUGGUGAUCAAUAUAGAAGCAGAUAUGUCAUCAGGAAGAAUACGAAAGACGGGAGAGAAUGUCCACCCUUAGCUGAUGUAAGACGAUGCAAAAGUUUCAACUCUUGUACCCGCGGCGAUGGCUACUGA
Danaus chrysippus (African queen) is the source of this 1287-nucleotide messenger RNA. NCBI's taxonomy places the organism in Eukaryota, Metazoa, Arthropoda, Insecta, Lepidoptera, Nymphalidae. The record is from the annotation of a GenBank genome assembly.